AUGAGAAAAAUAGGAGGAAUUCGAGCAUGGUGCUGGGUUUUCGAACUUCAAGAUCGCGGCACUCCCCAUACCCAUUUUUGUUUGUGGACAAAGAACAGCAUCGAGCAAAUGAUUAGCGAUAACAUUAUUUCGUGUUCUGUCCCAGAGACACCUGAAGACCGAGAACUUGUUUUGAAGCAUCAGAUACACAACUGUACAUGGUAUUGCAUGCCUGCGGGUAGAGUAAGUUGUCGAUUCAAGUACCCAAAAACUCCGACUGAUCUGCCUGCCCAUGUAGACGAAGACGACCGAUACGUUUUGCCGCGCGGUGAAGGAGAUGAACGCGUAAUUGGAUACAAUAUGGACCUCCUUCAUUUUGCUCGAGUGAAUAUGGACCUG
Molecule: messenger RNA, 378 nt
Organism: Gamsiella multidivaricata
Lineage: Eukaryota; Fungi; Mortierellomycota; Mortierellomycetes; Mortierellales; Mortierellaceae
Exons: 1
Source: RefSeq, a predicted model, not a curated record